Serinus canaria (Common canary) is the source of this 774-nucleotide messenger RNA. Its product is annotated as histone H1. Bases 53 to 709 code for a protein of 218 amino acids. Gene Ontology annotation, molecular function: structural constituent of chromatin; DNA binding. Gene Ontology annotation, biological process: nucleosome assembly. Gene Ontology annotation, cellular component: nucleosome. Lineage: Eukaryota; Metazoa; Chordata; Aves; Passeriformes; Fringillidae. The transcript has a single exon. The record is from RefSeq and is a predicted model, not a curated record.
GCCGACUCGCUGCAGGCCCAGUGCUCUGCCCGGCUCCAGACCAGCCGGUACCAUGUCGGAGACCGCGCCCGUCGCCGCUCCCGCCGUCUCUGCUCCCGGCGCCAAGGCCGCCGCUAAGAAGCCGAAGAAGGCGGCGAGCGGCUCCAAAGCCCGCAAGCCCGCGGGGCCCAGCGUCACCGAGCUGAUCACCAAGGCCGUGUCCGCCUCCAAGGAGCGCAAGGGGCUCUCGCUCGCCGCGCUCAAGAAGGCGCUGGCCGCCGGCGGCUACGAUGUGGAGAAGAACAACAGCCGCAUCAAGCUGGGGCUCAAGAGCCUCGUCAGCAAGGGCACCCUGGUGCAGACCAAGGGCACCGGCGCCUCCGGCUCUUUCAAGCUGAACAAGAAGCCGGGGGAGACAAAAGAAAAGGCAACUAAGAAGAAGCCGGCUGCCAAGCCCAAGAAGCCGGCGGCGAAGAAGCCCGCCAGCGCUGCCAAGAAGCCCAAGAAAGCGGCGGCCGUGAAGAAGAGCCCCAAGAAGGCGAAGAAGCCGGCGGCUACCGCAGCUAAGAAAGCGGCCAAGAGCCCCAAGAAAGCCGCCAAGGCAGGGCGCCCCAAGAAGGCAGCCAAGAGCCCGGCUAAGGCAAAGGCCGUGAAGCCCAAAGCGGCCAAGCCCAAGGCAGCCAAACCCAAAGCGGCCAAGGCGAAGAAGGCGGCGCCCAAAAAGAAGUAAGGUGCUUGAGAGGAAUUGAGUCUACUCAUCUAAAUAAACCCAAAGGCUCUUUUAAGAGCCACCCA